Chroicocephalus ridibundus (black-headed gull) is the source of this 2871-nucleotide messenger RNA. It is a transcript of the gene HARBI1, whose product is annotated as harbinger transposase derived 1. The record is from RefSeq and is a predicted model, not a curated record. NCBI's taxonomy places the organism in Eukaryota, Metazoa, Chordata, Aves, Charadriiformes, Laridae. The transcript has 3 exons. Bases 322 to 1368 code for a protein of 348 amino acids.
GGGGGCCCGGGGCGGGGUUUUGGCGGCGGCGUGGCUCCGCUGUCCCUCAGCGCGCCGGGGCGUCCGGCCAGGGCAGGGCCCGCCGGGGCCGUGUCGCUCGCCCGACGGCAGCGGGGCGGGAGCGGGGCGACCGGCCGUUCGUGUCUCUCUCUCUGCCAUCCCGGGUGUGGACGCGGCCGGGUCGGCGGUGACCGGGGACGGUCCCCGAGCCCCGGGAAGCGGCUGCUGUGGUGCACCGGCUCCCUCCUCGUCACGGAGGGUGAAGGCUGUGAGAGAGCCCUGUAACGGGGGAGCCCUUGGAGAAGCCCCCAGCCGUUAGCCAUGGCCGUACCUAUUGCCGUUCUUGACUGUGACCUCUUGCUCUAUGGCCGCGGACACAGGACUUUGGAUCGCUUCAAGCUGGAUGAUGUCACGGAUGAGUAUCUAGUAUCCACGUACGGUUUUCCCCGACAGUUCAUUUACUACCUGGUGGAUCUCCUGGGAGCCAGCCUCUCUCGCCCUACACAGCGGUCCAGGGCCAUCAGUCCGGAGACGCAGAUACUUGCUGCACUGGGUUUCUAUACCUCCGGCUCCUUCCAGACUCGCAUGGGGGAUGCUAUUGGCAUUAGUCAAGCCUCCAUGAGCCGCUGCGUUGCCAAUGUAACUGAGGCAUUGGUGGAAAGAGCCUCACAGUUUAUUCACUUUCCUAAGGAUGAAGCUACUGUUCAGAGCCUGAAGGAUGACUUUUACGGGCUAGCAGGCAUGCCGGGAGUGCUGGGGGUGGUUGACUGUACCCACGUGGCAAUCAAAGCGCCAAAUGCUGAGGAUCUGUCCUAUGUGAACCGAAAGGGUCUCCAUUCCCUGAACUGCCUGAUGGUGUGUGAUGCCAGAGGAGUCCUCCUGAGCGCAGAAACGCACUGGCCAGGCAGUCUGCCAGACUGCACAGUUCUCCAGCAGGCAGCCCUUACAAGCCAAUUUGAAAAUGAGCUACAUAAAGAUGGCUGGCUACUUGGUGACAGCUCCUUCUUCCUCCGAACGUGGUUGAUGACGCCUCUGCAUAUCCCCGAGACACCUGCAGAAUAUCGCUACAACAUGGCACAUUCUGCCACUCACAAUGUCAUCGAAAGGACGUUCAGAACCAUCCGGUCGCGUUUCCGCUGCCUGGAUGGGUCCAAAGGCACUCUGCAGUAUUCUCCAGAGAAAUCCAGCCAUAUCAUUCUGGCCUGCUGUGUGCUUCAUAACAUCUCCCUGGAACACGGGCUGGACGUGUGGUCUUUGCCGGCCACAGGACACAUGGAACAACCGGAAGAAGAGUACGAGCAAAUGGAAUCAAUGGACUCGGAAGCCUGUCGUAUUCGUCAGGAGCUUUUACUUAGUCAUUUUAGCUAAUGUUCUGACAGAGAGAAGACUUCUAACGGUUCAUCUGGGAAGAUACCCAGAACAAAUAUGCCCCUUUCUCUUCUUUAAGUCUGUAAGGGCUGAGCAGAUGUGAGACAAGGAGAAAUCUUACUCUCUUCACUUCAGGCAGUAUUCUGAACUUCUCUCAGUCUCUCCAGAAAUGCAAUUUAAUUGCUAAAUUUUUACUGUUGUGAUGCUUAGAGACUCCCCUUUCAUCUGACUGACAGAACAAUGACUAAUGUGAGAUCAGUGGAGAAACUUGUGAAAUUGUCUUUGGUAAUGAUGAAACAUCCAUAAGCCUUUCACUGUUUUACAAAGCAACAAUUCUACGCCACUUUGUAAUGCAAGGCAUUUGUGAUUGAUUUUUAAACAGUAUUUCACACAAAUGAAACUUCCAUGUGGGCUCAUGUCUACCCUGAAUGCGUGAGCAGCAAAGCAAACAUUUAUCUUUUUGUUUGCAGGUAUAAAUUCUUGCUAAAUACCAUUUUGCAGUUUUGUGCGUCUUGCAAAACCCAGCGAUUCCUCUGAAAGCCAACAGCUGUGUUCUGGGAGCGGUCUGGCUUUUUGCUGGGUACACACUAGGUUGAAUGUUUCUUCUUUCCCAAACAGACUGGAGAAGAUGUUAACCUAUGGUUGGCUCUGUCAGUUACUUAAUUGGGAAAUGGGCUACUGAAAGUAAGUCUAGUUCUCACUAGAUAUGUCUGCCACAACAGAAAACUGCUUAGUUUGUUGGCUGCUGUAAAAGAAAUGCCAAGGACAGGCUCGGUCUGGAACUGAUUGCAAGAGUUCUCCCCUUAGAUCAGAGCUGAGGUAGAGAAAGGCUGCUCUACCGCUGCUGGCAACCUACCUAUUCGGUGGAAAAAGGCGACUGAUGCACACAGUUGUUGCUGGCACAAGACCGGGAAGUUUCCUGGCGAUGUUCUCAUGCCAAAAGAUGCGAGUGUUUCCAAGGAUCUCUUGACAGCAGUCUGAGAAAAUUUUAUUUCGUAGAUUUUAUUGUUUACUGGGCAGUAAAUGAAACAGAAGUGGUAGGGAAUGCAGAAUGCUGCAAAAAGGUAGCUAUCUAAGGUAGCAGUACAACCAUCUGGCACAGCAGGUCUGUCUGUUCUUUUAGAGGAAAUGGGCCUGGAUCAUGUCCCACGUUUGCAGAGUAAGAAAGUAUGGGACAUCUUCCUAAAUGUAGGAUGGAGAUGCAGGAUUAGGUAGCGAUAUAUCAGAUAAAUGUUUUGCAAUGGCAAUAAGUAGAAAAAAGUCUUGUAGAAAACCAAGCCUGCUUUAUGAUGUAUAAGCAAGAUGUUUUCGUAAGCCUUGCUGAGAACUGUAAAAUAGUAAGUACAACAAUCUGAGAUGUAACACUGUUUUCUUUAUGCAUCUUCCCAUGAGGUGUCACGUAAGAGCUAGUAUUGCUCACUGUGGCAAAAUCCCUGCUCCUUUUACCUAGAAAGAAUCAUACAAGCAUUGCUUUCUAAAAAAAUAAAAGCGUUUUUAAUGUAA